Molecule: messenger RNA, 1451 nt
Organism: Sphaeramia orbicularis (orbiculate cardinalfish)
Lineage: Eukaryota; Metazoa; Chordata; Actinopteri; Kurtiformes; Apogonidae
Gene: hcrtr2
Product: hypocretin (orexin) receptor 2
Exons: 7
Coding region: 1-1269 (422 amino acids)
Biological process (GO): feeding behavior; G protein-coupled receptor signaling pathway; circadian sleep/wake cycle process
Cellular component (GO): plasma membrane
Molecular function (GO): orexin receptor activity
Source: RefSeq, a predicted model, not a curated record
AUGUCUGGAAUCACUGGGAAUGUGGAUUGCGAGGAGUGUUUACCUUCUACACAUGUUUCCAACAACACGGAGUUCCACCUGCGCCCAUCUGAGGAGGAUGAUGAUGAACUUCUGAGAUACAUCUGGAAAGAGUACCUGCACCCCAAGCAGUACGAGUGGGUGCUCAUAGUGGCGUACAUCAUUGUGUUUUUAGUCUCACUCAUCGGAAACUCUCUUGUUUGUUUUGCAGUGUGGAAAAACCGUCACAUGCGUACGGUGACCAACUACUUCAUCGUGAAUCUGUCAUUCGCUGACGUCUUGGUCACCAUCAUCUGCCUGCCUGCCAGUCUUGUGGUCGACAUCACAGAGACGUGGUUCUUUGGAAAAACUCUUUGCAAAAUUGUGCCUUAUCUUCAGACCAUUUCUGUUUCUGUAUCAGUCCUGACCCUGAGCUGCAUCGCCCAAGACCGUUGGUAUGCGAUCUGCCACCCUCUGAUGUUCAAGAGCACAGCCAAGAGGGCUCGCAAGAGCAUUGUUGUCAUCUGGGUCGUGUCGUGCAUCAUCAUGAUCCCUCAGGCUAUAGUGAUGGAGUGCAGCAGCCUGCUGCCGGAGCUCACAAACAAGACAAGCCUAUUCACAGUGUGUGAUGAACAUUGGGGAGCUGAGAUCUACCCUAAGGUGUACCACACCUGUUUCUUUAUUGUCACAUACUUUGCCCCAUUAUGUCUGAUGGUCCUGGCGUAUAUCCAGAUUUGUCAUAAGCUGUGGUGUCAACAGAUUCCUGGAAACACAUCAGUUAUACAGAGGAAGUGGAGGUCUCUGCAGUGCUCUGCUCCGGCGUCGGGGCCAGGAGAGUCUGUGAGGGUCAGGACCAGCACAGUUUGCGCUGAGAUCAAACAGGUCCGAGCCCGACGCAAGACAGCGCGCAUGCUAAUGGUGGUGCUCUUUGUGUUUGCCCUGUGCUACCUGCCCAUCAGUGUGCUCAAUAUCAUGAAAAGAGUCUUCGGGACCUUUAAGAACACAAAUGACAGAGAAACUGUGUACGCAUGGUUCACUUUCUCCCAUUGGCUCAUUUAUGCCAACAGUGCAGCAAAUCCCAUCAUCUACAAUUUCCUAAGUGGGAAAUUUCGUGGAGAGUUCAAAGCAGCCUUUUCUUGCCACUGGUGCGGCCACAGCGAGAAUCGAACACAGAAGACACCGAUGAGAAUGAGCACGGGCAGCCGCAAAUCUCUUUCAACCCAAGUGAAUAACAUGGACAAUGUAUCACGCAUAUCAGAUCAAAUAGUGUAGUUUAAUAAUUCAGGUGUAGACCUCUUGCUUCUAAUCCAUGCCAUAAGAGACAUACUCCUUCUACAGGUUAAUAAUCAAACCUAAUGUAUAAUCAACCUGCUUUUUAAAAACAGGGAUGUAAAUGGAAAAGACUGAAAUCACUUUUCGCCAUGUUUUAUUCACUGGACGCUAUAAAAUGAGGG